CUCCCGCGCAAGCACCGAACGCCCAAAAACCAACCAUUUCCGGCGCAGAACACCCCAAAAUUUACCACACCCGCGGACCAGCCGCAGCGCUCACUCGCGAGGAAAGACGAGAGCCCGCAACCGAAGCAUGGACACGGCGGAGCAGAAACCGGCUCCGGGGUACUGGGGCGUGGUAGGCGCGCGGCCCUGCGACGCGUGCGCCGCGGAGCCGGCGCGGCUGCACUGCCGCGCGGACGGCGCGUUCCUGUGCCCCGGGUGCGACGCGCGCGCGCACGGGGCCGGCUCGCGCCACGCGCGCGUCUGGCUCUGCGAGGUCUGCGAGCACGCGCCGGCCGCCGUCACGUGCCGCGCCGACGCCGCCGCGCUCUGCGCGGCCUGCGACGCCGACAUCCACUCCGCCAACCCGCUCGCGCGGCGCCACGAGCGUGUCCCCGUCGCGCCCUUCUUCGGCGCGCUCGCCGACGCGCCCCAGCCCUUCCCGUCCCCGGCCUUCGCCGCGGCGGCCGCAGCUGGGGUUAAGGAGGAUGCGGCGGACGACGACGGAAGCAACGAGGCCGAGGCGGCCUCGUGGCUCCUCCCCGAGCCCGACAACAGCCACGAGGACAGCGCCGCCGCCGCCGACGCAUUCUUUGCGGAUUCAGACGCGUAUCUCGGCGUCGACCUUGAAUUCGCCCGGUCCAUGGACGGCAUCGAAGCCAUCGGGGUACCCGUCGCGCUGCCUGAGAUGGACCUCGCCGGCGGCGGUUUCUUCUACCCCGAACACUCCAUGAACCACAGUGUGUCGUCCUCGGAGGUGGCGGUGGUGCCGGACGCACUGGCGGCUGGCGGUCCGGCCGCGCCGGCGGUGCCGAUGGUGGCGAGCAGGGGGGAGGAGAGGGAGGCGCGUCUGAUGCGGUACCGUGAGAAGCGCAAGAACCGGCGGUUCGAUAAGACCAUCCGGUACGCGUCCCGCAAGGCGUACGCCGAGGCGCGGCCGCGCAUCAAGGGCCGUUUCGCCAAGCGCUGCUCCGCAGAUGCCGAGGACGACGCGCUGGAGCACGAGGGGGCGUACUCUUCGGCGGCCUCGGUGCCCGCAGCGUCGGACGGCGUCGUGCCGUCGUUCUGAUGGGGACGUCGGCGCCUCCCGCCAUAAUUUUGGCGCCUUCCCUUGCUUGCAGCGCGACGCAAAAUCACGCAGUGGCGGUGCGUGCUCCAUGUAGCAUGAAUAAUAAUUGUACAGCAGUUCGAUGCACGAACUCAGCCGCAGUCGCACGGAACCCAUGUACUCAUCGUUGUCUGUGUAAUCCAGCCUUGUACAUUACCAA
This is a messenger RNA of Phragmites australis (common reed), 1304 nucleotides long. RefSeq names its product zinc finger protein CONSTANS-LIKE 4-like. Bases 128 to 1105 code for a protein of 325 amino acids. Gene Ontology annotation, cellular component: nucleus. The record is from RefSeq and is a predicted model, not a curated record. Lineage: Eukaryota; Viridiplantae; Streptophyta; Magnoliopsida; Poales; Poaceae. Gene Ontology annotation, biological process: regulation of flower development; regulation of photoperiodism, flowering. The transcript is spliced from 2 exons. Gene Ontology annotation, molecular function: zinc ion binding; protein binding.